This is a messenger RNA of Chiloscyllium plagiosum (whitespotted bambooshark), 707 nucleotides long. Lineage: Eukaryota; Metazoa; Chordata; Chondrichthyes; Orectolobiformes; Hemiscylliidae. The record is from RefSeq and is a predicted model, not a curated record.
AGGAUUAUCCAUGACGCGGUCCCCACUUGUUAGCUCGUCCACUGUCUCAGUCCGACUCUAAUCACAGGAGGCAUUAAUCCUAUAGAAGCUGAGGGAAGGAUGUGAUGCCUUACGCAGCCCCGCUCACCCAGGAAUCUGCAAUGGAAAACGUCAGCCUGAAGGAAAAUGUGGAACACCUUCCCGUCCAGAUAUUUCCGGAUCCCUUGGAAAGUGCCGACGAGUGUUAUCGGAGGAUCAAAGGUCGCCUGCCCUCGAUUACAGUGGAGCUGACUGACGCGGGCGAGGUGGAGAGUGGCGAGUUACGUUGGCCUCCUCCUGAGGAGCCCAGCCCCCGUGCUGACGCGGAGGAUGUCUUUGAAGCCAGCGCCGAGCCAGACGCUCCCGGAGAAAUCCAGCCAGGGCCCAGUGAAGCUGCACCAGCCGGUGAGGAUCUCUGCCAUUUCCAACUGCGGAGGUUGCACCUCUCUCUCUUUGCCGUCUUUUACCAGUCCGGUGUUGGGUGGGCGCCAACGCAAACAUUCAUGGGGCAUCACUCCAUGGUGACGUCACCAGAAUCACCAAACUGGGAAUGUUCCGUUUCAAUCAGAAUAGGGUGGCACGGUGGCUCAGAGGUUAGCACUGCUCCCUCACGUUCACCAUGGAAAGCAUCCUAUCUGGAUGCAUCACGUAUGACUAUGGAAAACACAAGAAACUGCAGAGAGACGUAA